Molecule: messenger RNA, 1008 nt
Organism: Cornus florida
Lineage: Eukaryota; Viridiplantae; Streptophyta; Magnoliopsida; Cornales; Cornaceae
Product: protein SOMBRERO-like
Exons: 3
Coding region: 1-1008 (335 amino acids)
Biological process (GO): regulation of DNA-templated transcription
Molecular function (GO): DNA binding
Source: RefSeq, a predicted model, not a curated record
AUGAUGGCAGGAAAUGGGCAGCUUUUUGUUCCUCCGGGCUUUCGAUUCCAUCCAACGGAUGAGGAGCUACUGUAUUACUAUCUGCGCAAGAAGGUUUCACAUGAAACCAUCGAUGAUGGCCUUGAUGUUAUAAGGGAAGUGGAUCUCAACAAACUCGAGCCUUGGGACCUAAAAGACCGUUGUAGAAUUGGAUCAGGUCCUCAGAACGAGUGGUACUUUUUCAGUCACAAAGACAAGAAAUAUCCAACCGGAACUCGAACAAAUCGAGCCACCACGGCUGGUUUCUGGAAGGCAACAGGGAGAGACAAGGCCAUCCACCUUAGUGAUUCCAAGAAAAUUGGGAUGAGGAAAACCCUAGUGUUCUACACUGGACGUGCCCCUCAUGGCCAAAAAACAGACUGGAUCAUGCAUGAGUAUCGUCUCGAAGAUGAAUAUGCCGAUCAGCAGGAAGAGGGGUGGGUGGUCUGCAGGGUAUUCAAGAAGAAGAACUAUAUCAGUAAUAAAGAUUUCCAAUACCAAUCAGAAACAUUUCCUCAACAGCAUCAACAACACUUUGCUUCCAAGGCUAGUGGAUCAGCUCCAAUUUUGGAGCCAACUAAACUGAAUUUGCAGGCACUAUACAAUGACUACUACUCUAGCAUCUUUGAUGGCUUCAAGCAUCUCCCACAAUUGUCUAGUCCUGAUCAGACAUCAACUGUAAUUACUCCGUCGUCGUUUCUAUCACCUUUUCCCUUCAACAAUGUGGACAUGGAGUGCUCUCAAAACUUGCUGAGGCUGACAUCUGAAGGUGGCUGCAAUGGCCUCAUCCCACAGGCCGAGCGGUUUACCGGGACCGACUGCUCAUUCUUGGACAAGCUUCUUGCUUCCCAUCAAAGCCUGCAGGAUCAUCAAACCAAAUGCCAACUAGCUUCAUCCCAAGAUGUUCAUCAUCAUGUGGGGUCUUCAGCUCAAAGAUUUCCAUUUCACUAUGUUGGCAAUGAAACAGACAACUUCAAGUUCUACAAAUAG